CCAACGGACCAAACACGAUAAACGGACUUCCUCUAGGCAUCGGCUUCGGGGAAAACAACACCUAUAACCCAAGCCUGAAAGUAAAACAUUGAUAUAACAUCUAUCAGUGGGACAUCGUCUUCGUGUCGACGUUUUCUAUAGAAAGACACAACAUCUAAGAUAACAUGCCUCAGAACGAGCACAUUGAGUUAAGUCGCAAGCGUCAUGGCUACCGCCUGGACCAUCACGAGAGGAAGAGAAAGAAGGAGAGCCGUGAGGUCCACGAGCGCUCCCACAAAGCCAGGAAGAUGAUCGGCUUGAAGGCCAAACUGUACCACAAGCAGAGGCAUGCUGAGAAGAUUCAGAUGAAGAAGACCCUCAAAAUGCACGAGCAGAGGAAGACGAAACAGAAGAACGAUGACAAGACGCCAGAGGGAGCGGUUCCUGCUUACCUGUUGGACAGAGAGGGUCAGUCCCGCGCCAAAGUCCUGUCCAACAUGAUCAAACAGAAGAGGAAAGAGAAGGCUGGUAAAUGGGAGGUUCCCCUGCCCAAGGUGCGCGCUCAGGGCGAGACGGAGGUGCUCAAAGUCAUCAAGACCGGCAAGAGGCAGAAGAAGGCGUGGAAGAGAAUGGUCACCAAAGUGUGCUUCGUGGGCGACGGCUUCACCCGAAAGCCUCCCAAGUAUGAGCGCUUCAUCAGACCCAUGGGUUUACGGUUUAAGAAAGCCCAUGUCACUCAUCCGGAGCUGAAGGCCACGUUCUGCCUGCCCAUCCUGGGGGUGAAGAAGAACCCAUCGUCUCCACUGUACACCAGCCUGGGAGUCAUCACAAAGGGAACCGUCGUGGAGGUCAACGUCAGCGAGCUGGGGCUUGUCACACAAGGGGGAAAGGUCAUCUGGGGUAAAUAUGCCCAGGUGACCAAUAAUCCGGAGAAUGACGGCUGCAUCAACGCCGUGCUGCUUGUGUAAACGGACUCCUGCCUCAUACGGACUGCUGACUCUUCUCACUUGGAUUACUGAACAUGAUAUGGAAUAAGGAUGGCUUGCUGUCGGAUGGAAUCUGAAAUACUUUCCGCAUUUGUAAUAAAUAAAUAAUUUACUCUGGCA
Molecule: messenger RNA, 1085 nt
Organism: Gadus macrocephalus (Pacific cod)
Lineage: Eukaryota; Metazoa; Chordata; Actinopteri; Gadiformes; Gadidae
Gene: nsa2
Product: NSA2 ribosome biogenesis homolog (S. cerevisiae)
Exons: 6
Coding region: 165-947 (260 amino acids)
Biological process (GO): maturation of 5.8S rRNA; maturation of LSU-rRNA
Cellular component (GO): nucleolus; preribosome, large subunit precursor
Source: RefSeq, a predicted model, not a curated record